Punica granatum (pomegranate) is the source of this 1141-nucleotide messenger RNA. Lineage: Eukaryota; Viridiplantae; Streptophyta; Magnoliopsida; Myrtales; Lythraceae. The record is from RefSeq and is a predicted model, not a curated record.
CGGCUUCGACCGACGGUCUGAUUCAGAAUCAUUCUCCGAUCGACGAAGCCCAAACCUCUGCAACUUCAAGAAAUGCUUAUCUCCACAGGGCUUCUUCAGUCCACUGUCACUCUCACUUCUCCGUUCCAACCUCUGGUCGACACCCACUUCAGGAACAGCCCGUCAUCGGCCGCCCCGUGUCUGCCCAAAUCCCUCCUGCCGGGCUUCGACGCCGGCGGCGGUGGCCUCCUCAGCGGGCUGCUCUAUUCGGGUAGGAGGCCGCACCGGUCGAAGAAGCUCAGCGCCGUCACCACCGCUGUCAACGCCUCUCUGAUCGAGGCCCCUCUUCUCUGGGCGGGCAGGCUCUGCGUCUUCUACGCGCUCCUCAAGGCCGGGUUGGCCGGAUCCGACGCUAACCCCCUUGUCUCAGAUUUGGGAAGCAGUGGGGUUAGUGCUGAAUAUGGCGAUUUGGGAUUCUCCAAAUGGCUUGGAAGCUUGCAAGGGAAACAAUCAGAUAAAGAAGCAGCUGACAGAAGAAAACUGGUGAGCAAAUGGCACCCUACAACAAAGGGUACCCUUCGACGAAACUACAGGAUCCCCUCUAAAUCCGAAGGCCGGCGCCUCCUCAAGGCCAUCGCUUCCUUGCUGUCUGAUGAUGAUCACUUCACAGACGCCACCUCUCACAAGGGCUGUCAAAUUAGAAGAGAGAGUGCUCAUGGUGAAAGUGUUUGCUGCAACAACGUGAGGGCUCUGUUUGAUGAGCUUCCGACCCCGCAUGUGAUCGUGGAGAUCACCCCAUUCCCUGCAGGCCCACUCACCGAGAAGGAUUAUGCAAAGGCUGAGAAACUCGAACGCGUUCUGAGAUCAGGCCCUUCGAUUUGAUCUCAAGCGCCAUGGACGUUCUGAUCUGAUCUGAGCUCCCCUGUCCCUGGACAUUGUCAUCGACUUGUAAAUAUCUGCAAACAUGAAAUGGCUUCCCCCUCUUGCCUCGGAAUGGCUUUCAACUCCACGAGUCUUGGUUUACAGGGUUUAGUAUUUUUCGAAGGAAUAGGGUAACGGGUUCAACUGAAGUAGUUAUAACGUGAUCAUAUCAGCUGCGCUGCGCCAGUAAACGACUAAAGAUCUUAUAUAUAAAUUUAGCGCAGUUUACAACCUUGGUUCA